Molecule: messenger RNA, 3660 nt
Organism: Zea mays
Lineage: Eukaryota; Viridiplantae; Streptophyta; Magnoliopsida; Poales; Poaceae
Product: transcription factor LHW
Exons: 10
Coding region: 549-3221 (890 amino acids)
Biological process (GO): regulation of DNA-templated transcription
Molecular function (GO): DNA-binding transcription factor activity; protein dimerization activity
Source: RefSeq, a predicted model, not a curated record
AACAAGAAAGAGAAAGCCAAAACACACUAUAGACCCCCCCCAAACCCGAGAAGAGAAGUGAGAACCCAAAGCCAGCAAAGCCAGAGCGAGCGAGGGAGCAAGGAGGAAGACGCACCAGGACAUUGACGAGCCGCGGUCCGCAGCAGCAGCUCCCAGCUUCAUCCCCCGACCCGGAGCCCCAGCACUGGUGCAGCAGGCUCGCUCGCCGCCGCCGCCGCCGCGUGAAGUGAGGCGCGCCCCCCCGCGGACGCUGACGCUGGGACCCGCGCCUGCUGGGAGUGGGCCCGCCCCAUUGAUGGGCGCCGGCAGGCGCCGGCGGCGAGGGAAAGCGUGAGGACGAGGAGGGCCGGCGGGCUCCGCACGAAGCAGGCCGGGCGAGCCUGCCGCCGCGCCGCCUAGGGAGGGCGCCGCCCGUCUUUGCUUGUUUGCUCGCACCGUCGCACGUCCUGUUCCAGUACCAGGCCAGAGAGAAGGGGGGCGGGACUGCAGGCGGCGGGCCGCGGAGGAGCUAGGGUUCUCUCUGUUCUCACUCUCCCUGCGUCGCCGGGAUGGCGGUUGGGGACGCGCUGCGCCGGCUCUGCGAGGAGGUCGGCUGGUCCUACGCCGUCUUCUGGAAGGCCAUCGGCGCCGCCGACCCUGUGCAUUUGGUGUGGGAGGACGGUUGCUGCGGCCACGUGUCAUGCUCCGCCGGGUCUGAGGCUCCUGAAGCUGGGUGCGAGCUGGGCACCAGUGUGUGCACGCUUGUUAGGAAGGUCAUGACCUCGCAAAUUCAUGUUGUUGGUGAGGGUACCAUUGGCCGUGCUGCUUUCACCGGAAAUCAUCAAUGGAUUGUCCAUGAUCCUGCCAAUGAUCACAAUCUCAGACCCGAGGUUUCUGCUGAGAUGAAUCAUCAGUUUGCAGCUGGCAUUCAGACUAUUGCAAUUAUUCCCGUGUUACCACGAGGUGUACUGCAGCUAGGUGCGACAAGUGUGGUAAUGGAAAAUACCAACCUUGUGCUCCAGUAUAAGAACCUGUGUUCUCAGCUAAACAAUCGGUCGAGUAUGGCUUCAUCGUCAUCUGUUAAAAAUGAUUUGAACCAGAAAAUUCAGUCACGCCCUUUGAAUGGCCUCACGAGUAUACACCCUGCAGAUACACGCUCAAAGUUUUUUAGUGGACCCCCAUUGACAUAUCAACAAUGUUAUGGUCCUGAUGGCAGAACUGUGUCUAGUAGUACAUUGGCAAACAUGGGCAGUAAUGCUUCAAUGCUUAUGGUUGCACAAAGAAAUGGCCAAGUGGGUAAAGAACACAUUGUAUAUGCUCCUGACAUGAGGUUCAGACCACAAAACCCUUACUGUGACAGGAGAGUUGGGAGUAACACCCAAAAUAGUGUUGUGAGCUCUGGUUUUAUCUCGUCUAUCUCAGCAUCAAUGGAAAGGCAUCCAUUAAUGACCAACAAUCGACAGUUAGAACAAGGAAACACUGGAGAACCAUCAGAUUCCAGAAGUGUUCUCUUGAAAUCUCUCGCAUACCAUAACCCUUUAGUGCAUGAAAACACAAACAUGACUUUGUUGCAUGGAAGAGGCCAGGUGCCAGGCUUUGUUAAUGGUCAUGGGGGUUUUGAUUUUCUCCCAGAAGGUACUAGAGUAGUCAAGAGUAACCUGUAUGGCAGCACAACAAAUCAAAUUUUAGAUCAAAUAUGCAGUUCUACUUCUGGGAUGAAAGGGCACGGACCAACUAUUUCAUAUAAAAUCCCCCAACCUACCCAAUUUGUUGGAAAAACGGAGAGUUCCAAGAGAGAGACAUGUCAAGCUUCUGUUGCUCUGUUGUCUGACUCUGAUAUUCAGGUUUCUAGUGUCUUGAAAACAGCCAUUUCCCAAGAGAAUCAGACGAGUAGAUCUGAUCUUAUUGGCUCAAAAAAGGCUAAUGAAGUGCAUGAUCCUACUGAUGCAAUUGUUCAAGCUGUCAAGAAUAUGGAUCGCCGCAGACUCCCAGACAUAUCUAACGAGAGAUCACCCCCAUUCCUUAUGGAUCCUGCUGCAGAAAGUGAUUUGUUUGACAUGUUUGGUUCUGAAUUUCAUCAUUUGUGUCACAAUGUGGAUAAUGAUCUUACCUGGAAAGCUGCAAAACCUGAGAAUUCAAAUAGAGAUGUACCUGAAUUCUCUGAUCAUCUUGGUUCCUCUCCAGCCUUCAAUUCAGUGGAUGACGAGUUCCCUUAUUCUGGGAUCUUCUCACUAACUGAUACCGACCAACUGUUGGAUGCGGUUGUCUCUAAUGCCAAUCCUGGUGGCAAGCAGAUAUCUGGUGACAGCGCUUCUUGCAAGACUUCAGUGACAGAUAUUCCUAGCACUUCGUAUUGUCGCUUAAAAGAGCCAAAGCAGUCUGAAUCAUCUGCUCCUCCUUUGCUAAUCAAGAAUGAGUUAGCUGUUUCAAAUUUUGUUAAACAUCCAUCUUUCCCAGAAAAGGCAGCGGAUGGCUGUCUUUCUCAAAAUAAUGCAAUACAGAAAUCUCAGAUACGCCUCUGGAUUGAGAGCGGACAGAACUUGAAAUGUGAAAGUGCCUCAGCCUCAAACAGCAAGGGCGUUGAUACAUCAAGCAAGGCUAGUCGAAAGAGGUCUCGACCAGGAGAGAAUCCUAAGCCACGACCAAAGGACCGCCAGCUUAUUCAGGAUCGUAUAAAGGAGCUCCGGGAACUCGUACCUAAUGGGGCAAAGUGUAGCAUUGAUGCCUUGUUGGAGAAGACCAUUAAGCACAUGGUUUUCUUGCAAAGUGUGACAAAGCAUGCAGAUAACCUCAAGGACUCAAAUGAAUCUAAGAUUCUUGGUGGUGAGAAUGGUCCAUUAAAAGACUACUUCGAAGGUGGUGCGACUUGGGCCUUUGAUGUUGGUAGUCAAUCUAUGACGUGUCCAAUCAUUGUUGAGGAUCUUGAUCGGCCUCGUCAGAUGCUUGUGGAGAUGCUUUGUGAGGAUAGAGGUAUCUUCUUGGAGAUAGCUGACUUUAUUAAAGGACUCGGAUUAACCAUCUUAAGGGGCGUCAUGGAAGCACGCAAAAAUAAAAUCUGGGCACGGUUCACUGUUGAGGCCAACAGGGAUGUGACUAGAAUGGAAAUCUUCCUUUCCCUAAUGCGCUUGCUGGAACCGAGUUAUGAUGGCGGUGGAGCAGGAGAGAAUCCUAAUAACAACAUAAAAAUGCCCCUUGGAAUUGUGCAGUAUCCCGUUAUCCCUGUGUCAGGUCAUCUUAGGUGAGCCAGCUGCCCAGCCAGCACAAAGAUCACAGGACAGGAGGCAUCUUUGAAAUGCUAAGAGCGGGAGGUCGACCCACUUCUGCCAUGACUAGCAUUAUCAACCCAGGACGAGCGGGAAUCUCGUGGCAUGCAGUGCAUCGUCCCUGCAGUGUGCAUUCGGAAAGCCUAACAGUAGAGGGGAAUGGAGACAUGGAUAGUUGGUUCGGCGGGUGAUCAUUAGACGAUCGAUGUUUUGACUGUAUAAUCUUAACUGUUGCUGAUGCUUUUGCCUUUUGUUCUUCUGCAUAUUAGUGAAUUUUGUUAUGUUCUUCUGCUGAAUGGAAAUUCUGAGUUGAAUUGUAGACCUUGUUCAGUUGUUUCUGGUACUAGCUCGAAGUCGGAGCUCUCUUUUUCUUACCGUUCCUGUGUGAUUACUAAUGAGAAACUAGUUUUACUGUUUA